UACGGCAGUAAGGCGUACUGGGACGAGCGAUUCGAGGAGGGCUGCACGGUGGGCGCCUCCUCGGAGAGGGGCGAGGUGAACAACGAGUGGUACGCGGGUUACGACGAGCUCGAGCCCAUCAUCGAGCGAUUCACCCGACGGAACCACCGCGUGCUCAUCCUCGGAUGCGGCACGAGCACGCUGGGAGAGGAGCUCGCCGUGCGAGGCUUCAGCCGCGUAGAGGCUGUGGACUACAGCGAGAACGCCAUCCUGCGCAUGCGAGAGGUGCAGGAGCAGAGGCUGGUUGACUAUCGGAUCAUGGACGUGACCAAGAUGACCUACCCGGACAGGAGCGUGGAUUGCGUCAUCGACAAGGCGACGCUGGACACCAUGAAGCAGCUCGACGACGACGACGACGACGACGACUUGGAGAACUUCGACCCGGGCGCGACGAAGAGGGCCCCCGCGCGCGACCCCGAAUCGCACGCGGCGAGGAUGCUCCGCGAAGCGUGUCGCGUCCUCAAACCCGGCGGGCACUACGUCUGCGUCACGUACGGCGAACCCGCGACGCGACUCUCGCUUUUCGAU
This is a messenger RNA of Micromonas commoda, 567 nucleotides long. RefSeq lists its product with no specific name. The record is from RefSeq and is a predicted model, not a curated record. Lineage: Eukaryota; Viridiplantae; Chlorophyta; Mamiellophyceae; Mamiellales; Mamiellaceae. The annotation marks the transcript as partial. The transcript has 2 exons.